AAAAAUUUGAAAGUUGAUCAAAGCAUCCAUACUGCUUAUGUGCAAACCACUUGGUUCCCAUGGAGUUGGCUUUGAAAAUUGCUGGUAAGAUCAGUGUAAAUGAUCGUUUUUCUGUAUAUAUAGUUAUACCAAUGUGGCCAGAGGGUGUUCCAACAAGUGCUGCUGUUCAAGAAAUCUUGUUCUGGCAGGGACAGACAAUGUCUAUGAUGUACAAGAUUAUUGCUGAUGCCCUUGCAAAAGCAGGUCUCUCUGAUAAGUAUCAUCCACAAGAUUAUCUCAAUUUUUACUGCCUUGGAAAGAGAGAACCCCCAAGCUCAAAUGUUUCUCCAACGUCAAGUCCAUCUGAUAACCGCGCUUUGAACUUCCUCUCCUGGGUGGGCUAUGUUCUCCUCUGGUUCCGAGGCCAAGGUUUCGCCGAUCACUUGACGAAGAAAGGGACCAGUGGAUGCGAAUCGAUUACCAACUUGUUCGCCUGCUAUGGCAAUCCAUCCACCCUACAUUACUGGUUCACUUCCGUUCCUACAGCUCCUGCUGCGACCUCUGGAACCAGCUCAUGCCGCGACGUCGGCGAGCUGCUCGCGCACAUUGUUCGUGUAUGUGGAUCUUUGUGUUGGCCUCUUUUAUGUGGUCCGUGUGUAUGUGGACACCUUUGUGUAUGGCUUUAAUGUAUGAAUAGUCAAUCACAUCGUACAAAUGGAUAAAUAACAUAAAAAGUGAGUAGAAUGUGGAAUUUUAUAUCUGUAAAAUGUUCAUAUACUUUAUCAUUUUCAGCCACGCUUGAAUUGAUGUC
Vigna radiata var. radiata (mung bean) is the source of this 790-nucleotide messenger RNA. Its product is annotated as phospholipase D delta-like. The transcript is spliced from 4 exons. The record is from RefSeq and is a predicted model, not a curated record. Gene Ontology annotation, molecular function: D-type glycerophospholipase activity. Gene Ontology annotation, cellular component: plasma membrane. The coding region runs from base 60 to 665 and encodes 201 amino acids. Lineage: Eukaryota; Viridiplantae; Streptophyta; Magnoliopsida; Fabales; Fabaceae. Gene Ontology annotation, biological process: phospholipid catabolic process.